AUCUUAGAUCGAAGGUUCUGUGUGGAAUACAAACUGUUUGAGGACAUCUCUGCUGUAGAAGGAAAAGUUGUGCUGAAAUUCGAUCUUGGUGAGAAUACAGAGCACGUUAUAAAAAAUAUUAUCUUGCGUCACAAACAACCUACUACACCAGGCGGCUGCACUGAUCAGCGAUGGAUACAGAAAUCAGCGAGUGUCCGAAUUCAUGCUGUGAAUUAACUGACUGACUGCUUACCAAAGUGGCAACACCUACAACUAUGUCAGCUGAUAAGGGAGCGGUAAUGUUGGAUCGAAAAUACUUUUAUACCUCAGAUGAUUUUACAUGGCAUUGCAUGGUAAGCGAUGAAGAACAAAAUGAACACGUCUUUACCCAGGUAAAAGUAUAUUUCUGAUUUCGAGGAAUAUAAGCUUACGUUAAUGUUUGUUGAAGUGUGCGAGAAUUGGCAAGAUCUGUUGGCUAAGUUUAAUACAAUAACAUCGAAGAGUUGUUGCCUCAUGAACGCUCAAACCCAUCUACAUCUAGCCAUAUGGCUAAAUUCGAGAUUUCUUGGAUUUCUUAUUUAAAGAAAAAACAACUUAUAAAAUAAAACGUUUUAUUACGUAAACACCAAUGAAAUACCAGGUGAGCUUUCGCGCGAAAACUUGAUAUCUUCACAUGUGAAAAUAACAUGUUAUCUUCACAUGUGAAAAUAUCACCUUUGCUAUGGCUACAUAAUAAAUCACACCUUUCACACCAAAAAACUAUUAAAGUGAAAUGGUUUGGUAUUUCAUUGGUGUUUAUAUAAUGAAUAGAGCAUUUCAUGGCCGCUUGGAGAUACGAAAUUUCUCUUCUUGUGUUGAAAAAAUAUUCCACUAGUUCACUGCGCUCACUCGUGAAAUAUUUUUCAACACUCAAAGAGAAAUUUCGUAUCUCUGCGCUGCCAUGUGCAUGUCAUAUCCUCUAUUUUUUAAAUUGAGAGAUUCCGAGCAAUCUCAAAUUUAGAGUGUUGCAUUUGGAGAAGGAGACUCAUGUGGGGAGACAAAUCAGUCCCCGGGGACUCCCAGUUUUAAACAAUAACUUUUUCUUGUCCUCAAAAUUUGGGGACAUCUAAUGGCAAACUGCCAAAAUCAAUGUUUAAAAAUAAUAAUUCUCUUCAUUUCCUUGAAGCAUAAAUAAUCCAAAAAAGAACCAAGCAGUCCCACUACUACUCUCCUAUAUCAAUCAUCCAGAGCUUGGCUAAUUAUAAUGGUUUCACUGUCUUAUAGGAGGAUUUCCAAUAUGUUUUUUGGGAUGUGGGAUUGGCUUUAUUUGAAGGGCAGAAUUCAGGUAUUUAAUGAAAAAUGGGGACAAGAUUCUGGUUAGAAACUAUGCGGAGUUGCCGAAAAUAAGCUUCAGGAUUACGGAUUGCACAAAAAUUUAAUUGGGAAUGAUAAGAUUGAGGAACCCUAUUGGGGACCCUCAUGUAGUCAUUGUGGUCACACAAUUGAUUGAACUGGUCACCUGAGCUACAUUUGUGGAGGCUGGCACCAACCCCCCUCUUUCUGACACAGGCACUGAUACACUACAUGUACAUUUCUUUAUGAUUAUAAUUUAUCAAUCCACAGGUUUUUUUUCCAGUUGCCAGGUUUUUGGGCCUUUUCUAAAAACUGCAAGUUGGUUUUUCAGUUCAUGCUGCAGGUUAGGCCCCUAAACCCAGAUUAAAAAUCAUUGAAUGGGAACAGAAAGUCAAGCCUGUAAAAAUCCUCUGAAUGAAAAUUACCCUUCUCCCUUAGAAAAGGCUUGAGAAUGAGCUUCAUUUAACAAUAAAUAUUUUCAAGAAGUUUAUCUUAGCUUGAAACACUGUUUUGUUUUAUUAAUUUAAGUUUGAUAAGGAAAUUCGGCAGAGGUGGAAUGCUGCUGUGGAUGCCAGUUGCUUUGCAUAUAAGCUGGACCAUGUGGAAGGGAGAGUUGUUCCGGGCAAAUAUCAAAUUUAUAUUCAGGUACAGUAUGAUUGUAGUUGAUGGGUGAGGGGGUUGAGGAACAAGGGAGAAGGAGAAAGGACAUACGUCACAUCCAUGUAUGUAUAGGUAAAAAGGCAAAGGUGCACACAAGCCAAAGGCCCAAACAGCCGAAGGUUAUCUUAGUUCCUUAGCAUGAAGCAUUCCUAGGAGUAUUGCUACUCCCCCCUGGACAAGAUGCUACAUGUAGUCCAUAGCAGGGUUACCCCCAGCAGUAUGUUGCCGGUACCCAUUUAUACACUUGGGUAAAGAGAGGUCCAAGGUGGGGUAAAGUUUGUUGUCUAUGGAAACCUCACGAUGGGCGAGGCUUGAAGCGCGGACCUGCAGUUUGGGAGUUAGAGGUGUUAACUGCUCGGCAACACACACUUCCACACAUAUAUAAAGGGAUAACAUUAGAAGUCAUGUAUAUGCCAAGCAGGAGAGAAAGUAGCACUUAAAGUAGUUUUGCUAACUCGUAGUUAAGAGUCAAUUUUCAUUACUGGCUGAAAAGUUUAGGCAACUCCAGUUUGUCAAGGAAGGUCAACUUUCGUGUGAUGAGUAUGUGUACAAAUUAUGUAAUGAUGCUAGCAUUCUUAUUUUGAGUUUGCAGUCUGUUCAUGAUGUCUGACUUGAUACAUGUCACAUUACUGUUUAGAAGAACUUAAAAAUUUUCUUAACACCCUUGGGAGGUUUUCUGGAGCCAUGAAAAUCUUCAGUACUUUUUGUCAUGAGACGUGUUUCGUGCCUUUAACUAGGGAAAAGUUAGCAGACAUAGUCUGUUAUCACAAGAAAAAAUUUGUGAGACCGGAUAGUAGGAUAUUGAAGGCAGAAUAUGCUAACCACCAGACUUUGAAGCAAUUAACUGAACAAUCUGCUAUAUGUUCAAUUCACAUACACACCCCAUACCAGUAAAUAAAAGGCUGAAAUAGGGUAGCCUGAUAUUAUGUUCUUAUUCUUGAGAUUAGUCUUCGUCCGGGGUUUCAUAGCAAGCCAGGACUCAAGUGCUGGCACCAGUGUACUCUGAGCACAGGACCUGCCCUCAAACAAAAUGGAAAAGCCUAUUCUCAAACAGACUCUAACUUUCCCACCCUACUCAACCUUGGGCACCCUUGUACUUGAAAAAAAAUCUUAUAACAAAGAAAAAUAAGAACGCGAGUCUUAUUGGGAUUCUUGAAACAAGUGUAAAGCUUAAAAUACAGUUCAAAUUAAUGAUAUUAUUUCUCUUACAUAGCACAAUGAAAUGAGAUUCAACAAGCGAAGACAGCCUCAAGUAAUGAGCAGUGUGUCUCAACCUUUUAACCCAGACAAAUUUAACUUCACUAAAGUAAAGAGUAAAGAGGUAAUACCAUAAUAAUAAUGUUUGUUUGAUAGGGUUAGUUUGACUUUUGUUGCACUCAAUGACUUUUAACCGCUUACUAUUGGUCUUCAUCAUGCUGUGGAGUUAAUUUGCUGUGUGCAACUAUUAGUAACACUUUGUUUGUCAGUGAUUGAUGUGUUUUUGACCUUGUGCAUGUUGAGCUUCUUCAACCAUUUUUACCAGUGUUAUUUGGCCUGUAAAUGUUUUAGUAGGUACCACUAAUGGUUAAGAGGUGCAUCAUGGAAAAGGAACUGUGACAAUGCAGGGGCACCCAACAACAUUUUUUGUAAAAGAUCUGUUCAGAGGAGAAAAUGUUACCUAGAAUUUAUUAAAGCUUGAGAAAGGCUCUAAAUUUCUGGAUAACUAUUCUACUUGUCUAAGAUUUCUAAUCCUUAUCUAACUUUCCGAAGAUUUUCAGAGGAUGGAGUGUGUUUUCGCAUUUUAUCACCAAGAUAUUGUGAUUAUUGUUAAGAAAGGUCUCUUGAAAAUUUUGGUUUAAAGAGAAAACGCUCCGUAGAAAAUUCUAACAAAAUUCUAACUUUUGACCACUGAGGUACUUCACAGUAGCUAACAAUUUUGGAUGAGAUGACAAUGUUACCCAAAACCUUCGAGAUGACCAAAGUUCCCCUAAGACAUCCAAAGAGAUCAAAUUUAUCUGGGGCUGCCUAAAAACUAUUUAUUUGCUUUUAGGCAGCCCCGAAUUAAUCAAACAGGCUUCUAAAGCAUAGCAAAUACCACUUGAUCACACUCCUGUUGUAUUUGGAAACAUUUGGCCAUUUACCUGCAUGGGUACAACACACUCGCACUUUUCUGUUAUAAAGUGAAAAAUGAAAAAUUUUGGCUACAGGCCAAAUAAAAUAUGACAGUCUUAUAACUGUGUUUUUCACACAGGUUUUGUUUGAACUGUGUCCACAUCACAGAUCCCCAGGAGAUGAACAAAAUCUUAUGAUAAUAAAUAUCAGUCCUUUGGAAUAUGGACAUUGUUUGUUAGCUCCAGCUGUAAAUAAAUGCCUCCCACAGGUAUGACAAAUAACUUAGUUUAUAAUUACAGAUGUCCCAGCUUGGUUAUUUGUGAAUCAAAUGUGAAAACAGCCCACAAUGAUAUCUUAUUUUUGUGGUAAGAAUGUAAUGCAUCAAAUGUGGCUAUAGUCUGUGAAAAUGCCUGCAGAGGUUGAAGUAAGAACCUGGUUUUUAAAAAACCUGUUAGGCUAAAAUUUGCCAGUUAGGCCCCUUCUGUAUAAGAACCUGUUGUGCCUAAAAUUUGAAACAGGUCCUCAUUAACUUUUUUAAAAAUCUAUAAAAACAUUCCGUUCACUUAAAAGUCAAAUUUCAGCAUCCUCCUUGGAGACUUUCCAGCUGGUGUCUUAUCACUCCAACUGCAAUGUAAUGAUAUGCAGAUUUUAUAAAAGGAAUAAGCUGAAUUCCUCCUAUAAUUAUACUCUUAGCUACAAUGUAUUUUUUCCUUCAGAGAAUAAGAACCUAUUUAAGAACCUAAAUAGCCUAAAUUUGUGUUAUUUGUAAAUAACAUUUAUGUAAGAACUUGUUUAGGUUAACUUGGGAAAAUGCAGGUUCUUGCUCACAGGUUUUUAACUGUAGGCAUCAUAGCAAGCUAAAGAACAUUUAGGUGGCAGAUUAACACAUAAUUUAUUUUCUACAACUGUAGCUUGUACACUGUAAAUAUCUAACAUUGAAAAACAAGGUAAUGGAGGGAACGAUUCAAAAAGAGCAUACCCACCGGUUAAUAUUUCGAAACUCUUCUCUCGAAUUUCUAGUGUUCAUACUUACAACACACGUGCCUCAACCUCUGAACAUUUUUAUACUAAAGAAUCUCGACUCAAUGUCAAACGAAAUGCUUUUUCGCGUGUGGUUGAAGUAAGAACCUGGUUUUUAAAAAACCUGUUAGGCUAAAAUUUGUCAGUUAGGCCCCUUCUAUAUAAGAACCUGUUGUGCCUAAAGUUUGAAAGAGGUCCUCAUUAACUUUUUUAAAAAUCUAUAAAAAAUUCCAUUCUCUUAAAAGUCAAAUUUCAGCAUCCUCUUUGGAGACAUUCCAGCUGGUGUUUUAUCACUCCAACUGCAAUGUAAUGGUAUGCAGAUUUUGUAAAAGGAAUAAGCUGAAUUCCUCCUAUAUACUCUUAGCUACAAUGUAUUUUUUCCUUCAGAGAAUAAGAACCUAUUUAAGAACCUAAAUAGCCUAAAUUUGUGUUAUUUGUAAAUACCAUUUAUGUAAGAACUUGUUUAGGUUAACUUGGGAAAAUGCAGGUUCUUAUACUCACAGGCUUUUAACUGUAGGCAUCAUAGCAAGCUAAAGAACAUUUAGGUGGGAGAUUAAGACAUAUUUUACACAACUGUAGCUUGUACACUGUAAAUAUCUAGCAUUGAUAAACGAGGUAAAGUAGGGAAUGAUUCACAAAGAGUAUACUCACCGGAUCUCACAAUGAGUGCUAGGUCUUUUGAAACAUUUCCAGGUAAAAACUUCCCUUGUGGAAUUUUGCCAAAGAAGGUAAACGUUGUUGAAAAAAAAAUUGUUAUGGCAAAAAAGCUAUGCAUACAUGUACACUGAGCAAAUUAGAACUUAUGAGAUAAAGAAAGUGGCUUUUAAGUUUAACUUUUAGUUCUUGGGCUAUGAUAUUGGCCAUGAAAAAAAAAAUUAAAAACUUUGUAUGAUGGGAGACUUCAGAAGUAAAUUGCACGACUGUAGCUUUUUAGUUGUUUUUAAAAUUAUAAUAUUAUAUAGCUGUAAUUAUUAUAGAUUUUAUUUACAAACGUUCGUAUUUUGAACGAGUUUUUUAGCUCUUUGACGUAACGUGUUAAAAUAAAUGAUUGAUUGAUUGAUUGAGACUAGUACUUUUGUUUCUUCGCUUAAAUUUCAAUGUUUUAUCCCUCGUAUCGGGAAAAAUUGAGAUUCUUGGGAAUGGAAAUUUUAUGAAGGGUUUAUUAUUGCACCACUGACAGUUGUGUGUGGAUAUGUUAUAAGGUCCUAACAGAGGAAUCAAUACUGUUGGCUUUGGAAACAUCUCUACUCAGUAACCACUUGUGUAUUUAUACGCGGCCUUUCGUCCCUUAGGGUGGAUUUCCACUGUCGCGUCAAACGUGCGUACCAGGUUCAACUUUUACGUUUACGCGCGACCUUUUACAUGUGUACAUUGCCCCCUAAUUUAUUUACGCACGUAAAAAUUACACGGCAGUGGAAAUUCAUUCGUGAGUCAUGAUCACGUACUCCAAAGACACCUCGUACACCGUACACGUAAGCAAAAACAUUACUGUUUUUGGUUUAUGCUAUUAUUGUAUUUUACGUGUAUUUUACUCAAAUCUCUCUUUCGUAUUUGGGUCUGUGACAAGGUUGACUGUACCUGUGUAUAUUAAAAUAUGUUUUAAUGAAAUACUUUAUGAAGUGUGUAAGCUCGUGUAUAACUGAUACUUAGGUAACUUAUUUUUGUUAAGUACGACACCACAUAUUCCUAGGGGUUGUGCCAAAUGGCAGUUAACUAGAAUUAGCCUUUACUUGUAUUCUUUUCCAUGCCCGUCGUAUUUUUAGAACCAAGUGUUUCCAUCGGUAAGUUCCUUGGCCUCGUUAUUCCGCGCGGCCAGCGUGCGGCUUAUGCGUUUCGGGUCACGUGGUUCAAGCGACUUUUUGAGGCGUUUCCCGGCCGUGCGUCUCGGAUACUUCACGGAAAUGCAUUUAAAGAGAAGGCCCGGGAAGACGCCGUACAGGGAUUAGGCAUUACAGUCUCCUAAUAAUGGACUAAAGUAUGUAUUGAAGAACUUUAUCACUUUGUGGGAAUUGACCUUCGAGCCACUCUAUCAAAAGGAAAAAGCGGUGAAAAUGAAUUAGCUUGCGACAGUGCGUUUGGCAAAUUUACCAGAGGCCGUAUUGUUUAAUAGUCCUGAAGAAAAGAGAAGAACAGAGAAUAAAAUACUGACAUUGAGCUGGAAGUAAAGGCCACAAAUUUGUCUGUGUCAGGGAACAUCCAAUGGCAAGGCUUCCUCCUUUUUUUUCGAGUUAAAGGGACAGGUUCACGGUUUAGCGCAUGCUCAUUAAUUAAAUUACUUUUUUCCAAUGUAUUAUUAAUUCUAUAGGUUAAUAAUCCCACUCUCAUGUAUCUCAGCGAUCUCAGAGUGUAUUUUACAUUAGAAGUGUGUUUCAGGGUAACCUCAAGUAGGAUGGAGGAGUACUAAAAUCGCAGAAAACAUUAGUGGACUAUGCCAACACUACCAACGUUGAAUUUAUUGUUGACCCGAAGGUUUUAUUCCAUGGUUGAUUAAUUUACAGCUACAGUUUGCAAAUAUAUAAAAUGAUCAAGUGCAAGUGACUACCAGGGGAGUGAGCAGAUUGGUUUUUUUGACAACAUUAUGUCAUGAUGAUAUUGCUUGCAUAGACGAUACAGCAUGUCACAGCAGAAAAACAGCAUUUUGAUAAAUGAGCAUGCGCUGAACCGUGAACCUGUCUCUUUAAAUACGUUAUAUUCGUUGUGAACCGAAUAAUCCGUGGAGAGAAAUUAGCAAAAAAAAAUUCAUAAAUUCAUUAUUUGUAAAAACAACUGUAGCGAGGUCUUCUGUUAUCAUUUGGAAAGAAAUGCAAAGUAUAGUGUAAGACAGGAGCCGUAAUCGGCUCCUGGUGUAAGAUGAUAGGCAGGCCGAGUGAUGUUGUCAGUGAAAGCCGUCCACAGACGUUUUCCCCUUAUUCAGUGUGGAUUUUUGCGAGCGAGUGCGAGGACCAGCGCGAAGUGAUCAGCCGCUUUCGCCCUGGAGCGGACAAUAAAUCCCCCGUGGUUUUUAUUUCAUACGUCCGCUCCCACAGAGAGCUUUUACGAGGAAAAGUAGGCCACCCAAUCCCUUGCAAGAACGCUAAUUAGUUUGUGGUUUUGUGGCUUGCUCGCAUGUCCUGAUCUUUGCUGUGAUUGGUCUUAACAAAGUGACAGUAAACAUUCUUGAAAUAUUUCAAGUGUUCACGGUUUUCCCGGUCGCACUGUAAAAAAUCCCCCAAGGUUUUUUUUUUUUUCACACAGCACGCGCGCUGGACGAGAUCUAAGGAGAAGUGUAUUGAGAAAAAGAGGCUCCGUGAGCACGCUAUUAAUAGAAUUAAACUACGUCAACUUUCCUGGAUUCUUGCUCCAGGCGUUUUUACGAUUUUUUUAGUUUUCAAACUUUUUAUUCGUUCGAGAGUUCUGUUGCCCUUUCUUCCAGAUUUUCAUUAGGGAUCUCAUCUAAUUUUCGCCCUAAGUACGGAAACGCAGGACACUGCCACUUUAACGCACUUAGUUCUAUCGAAGUAAGAGAUGCAUUUUUUAAAUCCAACACAAUAAACUGUUCUGAUAGCUUAUUUUGCGGUAGGUUUACAAUUUUACUACCGUAAGCAUCAUUUUUUACCUAUUCAGACCGGGCGUUUUUGGGCUGAGACGGGAGAGGGGGUGGGAGUUCAAAGUCUCCUCAUCUAUAACUUUGGAACCGCUCAUGAUAAGGCUGUAGAAGUCGCGCGCAACUGGUUUUUCAAACUAACAAGUAGUAAAUAUUCCCCUAUGAUAUUCAGUCCUUUGUCAUCUCUGUCAUCUUCAACCCCGACACGAUCUGAAUGUGUAGAUGGACUCUAAAGGAGCUUCUACUGGAAGGGCCUAAAUCUUCUCAACAUCGAAUGUCAGACUUUUUUUCUCUUUCUUUGACUGCCAGUCUUCGAUACGGAAAAUAAUAUAUAGAUGACCGAAGAGUGAAAGUACAUUCAUGAACAUUUGUACACGAUCCCUUUUGGCUUAACAAUCUUACCGGCCUUACAAGCUUUUUCUGAAUUUGCUGAUCAGCUAGAAUGUUUUGAGUUAAUUAGUUUAAUGAAUGCUAUAUAGUUUUCCAAGCACUCCUUUGGAAAAUUUUAUUGUACAGGCUUGAAAUGAAUGUUUCUCUUCCUCAGAGCUACUGUAUCGAGGUAUGGAGGUCCUCUGGAUCCACUUGUUCACUUUGGGAUCAUAGCUUUCAACUGCAAGCUCCGGCUUUGACGAUAUAUCAUUUACACCACCCAGUACAUAAAGCGUUCCGUUAACACAUACCAUACUACCCGAAACACGUCUAGUAUUCAAGCUUGCGAUAGUUUGCCAUUCAUUUAUAGCAACAUUGUACACUUCACAUGCAGAAGGCGAACCUUUAACCAAUCCUGUAGCGAAAAUCUUCCCUUGAGAUGCGACACCGAAAGGACUACUUUCUAUAACUUGCAUGGAUGCAAUUUUCUCCCAUUUGCUCGUCACAGUGUCGUAUCUGCCAGCUUUACUAAAAUAUCCACACCCAAGAACAUACAGACAGUUGCCAGAGGUGACAACACAUGAAUAAUUUCGGCUGUAUCGAAGGUCAGGAGAAGAUCGAACAGUUUGCCAGGCACACAAUUCCUCAUCAUAUCUUUUAAUAACAGGUGAACUGCGUCGAUCGGGGUGGCAGAUAACAUAGAUUUUUCCUCCAAGGACCGCAAAGGAGCAAUCAUCACCGCCAGGGGAGAGCUUGAUUUUAGCCCAGCUGUCAAAAGCAGGAUCGUAUCUUUCAGUGUCAACAUAAAACACGUUAGAAAAGCUGUAGACCUGAUUUCGGCAUCUUAUAAGCUGUGUGGUAUGGUUUCGGUCUUCUGAAAAUCCACCUGCCAAUAGUUUCCACGUUUCUUUUUCAGGGAGGUAACAGUACGAGUGAUUUCCCCCACGAACUACAAUGGCGUGGGUUUCAAUUCUUCUUGCCGACUGCACCAGAGUAUCUUCGCUUGCAGUAAUAACUAACUUUAUAGCAUCCACAACUUGCCUUGAACAAGAAACAUUUUCUACAACAAGUUCGUUGGUCACGACAUUCAGCAAAUAGUCACGCGACAAUGAUGCCAGUCGAAUGUGACGAAAGAGCCGCUCAAAUUCGGCUUUUCGCUCGCUUUUGUCUUGUUCAAUCCACUUUAAUAUGAUUCUGAACACGUCUUCUUCAUCUGGAACACAAAUGUUUUCACUUGAAAUCCACUUUUCAACCUCUUCGGCUUCCAACUUUAAAAAUUCGUCAGAUUCAGCUACCGAAGCGAAAUUGUUGUGUAUAAACUUCAUGCAUUUAUCGACAAGUUCGUCACAUCUAUAUUUUUGAGCGAAGCGAAGAGUUGAGAUGCAAUUUGUACUAGUCAGUUGUUUCUCUAGAAACCUUCCGGCCCUGGUUUUCAAACUCAGAAGAAGUAAAUAUUCCGCUGCGAAGAUCAGUUCUUUGGCAGUUUCUUCAUCUUUCACUUUAAUGCUUCCAGUGUAGAUGAAGUCCAAAACAUCUGCCAGGAUAGACUCCGAAAUUUCCUCAAAUCGAAUGACUCCUUCUUCUUUUUCCUUCAUGUCAGUCUUGAGGAGCUUCACAAAAAACGGACUUACCGCCGAUAGUACAUUUUUAUGGGCUCUGAAUUCCGUCCCUUCUUUCGCCACUAAGGUGAUGUUGCACAAAUAGGUUUCUCCGCGUUGCAUGUUUAGUCGCCUCAGCAAUUCCACAAAGAAAGAGCUCGGUUCAGCUACACGGAUUGGUUCUAAAUCUUCCAUGUUUAUCGUUUGGAUUCGAUUUGACAAACUGUUAAAACGCUCAGUAAGGGAUAGGCACGGCCUAACACGGGAAAGAAAUUCACCAAGUGGCGACUGGGCAGACUCAAGUCGGGGAACAGGGAAAUGACGACGUGUAGUAAACAGUAGGCUGUCAUGCGCAGUAUAUCUUUUGGUGUCAUCAUCACGCAACGCUCCUUCCCACAAAAGGAGGAACGUUUCGUGACGGACACGAAAAAAAAUGGCUGCGCAGCAUGCUCAUUUGGGCGAAUAGGAUAGCCUGCCAAAGAAAGAAAAACAUUGAAAAAUAAACAAAUGAAAAUGUCAAGGCAAAUAGUCGAGGACCAAGGAAUUGCUACUCAAGCGACGUAACAGAAUUUUAAGUAAAUCCUGAAACCUAUGUAGUAACUAGACAGCUCAUAGUCCGAAGUUUAAUUUUAGCAAAACCCUGUGUUACAAGAUACUAACUAUAUAAAUACAGUUAUUAAAGUGUUUUUUUCAAAUACCGACCCGUCCUUAAAUUAAAACGUACAAAGCGUUUUAUUAUUAUUAUUAUUAUUAUUAAAGUGUUAUAACCGCACCCUCAGGGCGCUCUAUGUCAAAACUGGCCAGUUAGACCAGUCUUUUUUGAAAAUAAAAUAGGCUUUUUUCGAAAGUUUCCGCCAGAAAACGGGUGCGGUCGAGCCAACCAGCUGUGAUGCAAUAGUCUGGGUACUACUAAAGAUUUUCAAUCUAAGACGAAAUGCUAGAUCUUUUUGUCUAGACGAUUGUGUAGCCAGCCAAUAAAACGUUUACUUGGGGAGUUUGGAGAGCACUCAAGAAGCUUGAGUUUCUCUCGGCAUCCCAGCACCUUUCAAGUGUUCUCAAUAUUUCCCGCGUGCAUACGUAAUUCGUCAUACGCACGUCACGCAUGCACCAAUUCUUAUUGAUGUAGAUUUUGUCUUAUAAAAUUCUGACAAGGUACUGCCUUAAAGGUUUCAUUUUUAAUGGUCACACCCUAUAUUGUCCACAUGACUGAAAUUUAGGACUAAUUACGUCUGAUUUACCUGUUUUCAUAAUUAUUAACUCUGGGAAUGAAAGAGUGAGUAUCUUUAAUUUUCUGUAAUAUAGACAAUGGAACCAUGUCAUCUUUAAACAAAACUAUCUCCAAUCAUUAUCUCAUUUUUCUUCCAAACAAAUGACACCUCAAGUUCAAGUCCCACUCUUGUCAAGCUAAUUUGUUCCAGGUAGAUUAAGACUAGCCUACAAGGCAGGCGUAUUUUGUAUCGCGCUUUCGUUAAAAUAAAAGCGCCCACCCUCUGCAGGCUAGAUAAAGACAGGAGGCUGUAAUUGGUAUAUCAUUUAUGUGCUUGUUUAUCUAUUUAUUAAAAAUGUGUUUAUCUGCUUUUGUUGUAGAGGAUUUCAUGUUGGUUUUAACAGCCUUUGUGCACAUGCCUCAGUGAAUCAUCUUCAUCUUCACACUUGGUACAGCCAGUAUCCUUCUUAUCUCGAGUCAGCAGUGAGUUGCCCAUGUGUAUUUGUAAUGGACGAUAUGCACACACUUAGAAUUUGCUCACGUGGCCCAUCAUAAAACUCUUACUUCAUAAAAGAAAAAAAAUUAUCAGAAUUGCCAAUUGUUCUGUUAAAUGUGGAGCGCCUAUCUCAUAUAUACCGUGAAACCUUUGUUACACUGUGACGUUCAGACUGUUUAUAGAUUUAUCUUCUGCGCCAAAUUUUCUCAGCCAAUUGCAGCUGGAAGGAUCUAGCUGAAUGACCUAUGAGAUCAACAAAAUGUCAAGCGAAGAGAGUGUAACUGAGCUGAAGAACAUUGGAAGUGAGGACGAAGAGGCCUCUAUCUUUACUACUGAGAAGGUUGAAUGACGUAUUGGAUUGUGCGUACUACUGAAAAGUUGACUGACGUUUUGGAUUGUGCAGAUGGUUGUGAAUACAGUAAAUUUCACAGGAAGGGAAAUGAAUCUAAAAAUACACAAAAACAAUUCUCAACAAUAUGACUCUCAGUGGUCAAAGCGGGUACUGUAGUAACUUUGGGGGACGGGCUCUUGUUAUAAUUAACAAUAUUUAUUAAUUUUCUCGGAUAAACAGGAGGUCAGUCCCAUUUGUAAAGAUGUUUUUGAGGUCAGGAAUUAUCCAACAAAUGCAUUUGUUUUUGAGCUGGCACCAGAAACUGACGUCUGCUCUCUGGCAAGGUACUGUAUAAAAAAAAUUGCUCACAAAGUUUUAGUAUUAUUUGAGGCUACAAGAAGGGUGUCUAUGUAACAAUUUGAAGUGAUUUGUUUGUAACUUUCAAGAAGCUUCUGAGGUAGUUUUGGACAAAAAUGUAAUUCUUACGAACUACUCCUUUUAAAGGUUUGGUUGUACAUUAGAUCAGCUGUGUCACGAAAUUCACUAAAAUUCAAACAGAGGAAACUGGGUGUGAGGCAAGAGAAAUUGGGAUAAAUUACGCAACAAUGCUCAAUAUUUCGCAAUUAAAAAAGGCCACUAAAGAGAAGAAGCUACGAAAAGAAAGGGCGGGAGCCGGAAAUGCAAGGCCUUUAGGAGGCGUACCCCUUCUCCCUUUAUCCUAACUAGAGCUGGUCGCUUUGGUCGCUUACGAAAGUGGUCGCAAGGAUCGCCCCAUAUUAGCGAAUCCGGAUUCUGGAAUCUGGGAAAUUUGAACGGAAUACAGUUCAAGAAAUCCGGAAUCCCACUAACGAUUGGAGUUCAGAAUCCAAGUUCCACUGACAAAGAAUCCAUUACCUGGAAUGCGGAAUCCACGGCGUGGAAUCCAGCAUCGAAGACUGUCUUGGGUUACCUUACAGUGUAUAUGGACAGACAAAAAGGGCGUUGACUGUAAUUAAAAAUUCGUGAAAUGAUUUCGGUCAGCGUUGAAUCGUAUAAUAAUCAUCUGUUAUACGAUCUCUUUUUCCAGGAAAAUACACAAGGUCACGACGUAUUUCAUAGAGAAUGAGAUAGCCCACAACUUUCACAUUAUGCGAGGAACGAGAUGUUAUUCAAACCCCCAAAUAAAUGGAGCUGUGUGUCAAGAAGACGCCCAGCGAUAUUCAGUUCUUAGAGUGUUUUUGUGGCCAAGAAACCCUGUUCAUGGUAGGAGAAACCUCUCAGCUGAUCACUUUUCGGUCAAGUCGCUCUAAGUUUUCUCGUUUUGGAUUAUUUCGCCCGUCAAAGACCUUUCUUGCGUUCCGCUCCAGUGAGCGUACACAGUAAAACCAGAUUUUGGUUUGGGUGGACGAUUUUCUGCAAACGACUAUGUAUGAGAUAUAUCACCGGGCCUCAAGCUAGUGCCUUUGUUCACGGUAAUAUUGGAAAGGUCUGUUUUUGUAAAGAUUUUACCUUACACGGCUUGGAAGUUAUUGCCUCACCGCGUUUUUAUAACGACUUUAAGUUCCUUCAAAAUUAAGUGGCUACGUAUAACAAAGCUACAUUUCGGGUGACCGUAACUCCUGGGUUCUUACAAAAUGCCUCGGGUGACUUGAGGCACUUGAUUAGUUACCCUUUGAUCGAUUUACAGUUGCGUUUGUAACCUACAUUGUUGUUUUGUUCAACAGGUGCCAAAGACUUGAGUUCCUAUCAGUCUGAGAGGCGACCUAUUGCUGUGUACGAGUUUGCUGGCUCUUUGGCAAUCAAUAGUAAGACAUUUCUACCUAAACCUUCAAGGAAAUAAAUUCCGUAAAAUGUGACUUCUUUGUUUAUUCGAAACAUCCAUGGAAAAAAAAGGAAGACCCCAUAUUUUUUUCUUGGUCAUUUAACACCCUCCAAAAGUUAUAUUUCGAGAAUAUACAAGGCAUUUUUUUUUUUCAAGUUGGACCGUAUCGUCAUGAAACUCACUCCGGUUAUUUUAGCCUGCAAAUACAUCCGUCUCCCCCCGCCAGUAGGGAUGUUUCGCAAGAGAGACGUCUGCGUUUCUGAACCAAAAAGCGGUGAGGAGUGAGCUAGAGACGACUGUAUUCGCAGGCUAUAGUUGUCUAUUUUUUUAUUGAAAUUGGAAACUAUAAUAUUGAAACUGAAUGGUAAAAGGAAGAGCUAUUUACACGUAUUUUGCUUUUUAACAUCUUUCAGCAAAAGAAAAAUAUGAUUCAUUUACCGAAGAGGAUUUUUGUGCCUACUUAAGUCGAGCUUCGCUAGCAGAAGAAGUGUUCAUCAGACAUAAGGAGGCGAUACGAGAAUUAUUGUCCGUGAAGAAUGCGACCUGAUAAUCAAGGAUAAACGUCCGCAGUAAACAAGCAAACAUGCAAACUGAGGACUGAUAAUUUUGAAGGAAGGCUCAAUGCUUCUCGAAAAAGCUAACCUGCGUCAGGCGAAAACGGGGAGGACAGGAUGGGUAAAAGAGUUUAAGGGAGACUGCAUGGGUACAGA
Molecule: messenger RNA, 15177 nt
Organism: Porites evermanni
Lineage: Eukaryota; Metazoa; Cnidaria; Anthozoa; Scleractinia; Poritidae
Source: the annotation of a GenBank genome assembly